AACGUCACGUUGAAACCGCAAGUGAUGGCAUCUUCUCACCUUUGCACUUCGACAGAUCUAUCUUGAAGUCGCAGAGCCAUCGAGCUCAGUUUCCCGGUCAAGCAUGAACCGAAAUCUGCUUCCAUCCUCAGUCGGCCUGAUAGAUCCUAUUGUAAUCUGUCUAAGGCGAGUAUACAUAGGGCGUUUGGCAGAUUCUGCGACUGUUCAUUCGCCUGGACCAAGCACAGUACUGUCUUUACGGAUGUUCCACGAGUUUGUUGUGUGGUUGUAGUUCGCACGAUUGAACGCAUAACCGACAUCAGUUGUUUCCCAAAGUCUGCUGUCUGUGGUGGCAUCUACCCAGCAAAUGAGCAACCAUCCGAUCCGCAUGCCUGGGUUGAGCAGUGCAGUCUCCAUGAUAGCCUGCUUAUUCCCCAUCACUCCUUUCUCUUCGUCCACCACCAUCGCCUCCUCGACGGAGGAGUCCUCGCCGUCAAGCUCUUCAGCAUUCGUUCUUUCAUCCACUUUUUUCAGUGUUUCGUUGACAACGUCUACUUCGCUUUCGUCGACUGGUUCUUUGGAAACCUCACUUGCUAGUCCAUCACACUCCUUUGACUUAACUAGCUCGAUCUCUUCUACUGCAUCGACAAGUAUGGCCACUUCAAGCGCUGAAACUACUGAUAUUUCUGUUUCGGCUUCGUUUUCGAGCAGUUCGUCUGUGAGCUCCUCGGAAAUUUCGUCUUCAAGCAGCAGCGCAUCUCUCACAUCAUCAUCUUCCUCCCUCCCCUCUUCCACCUUGAGCGAGACUUCCCCCAUUUCGUCCUUUUCAUUAUCGCAAUCUCUCAGCACAUCCUCGAGCAAUUCUGCGUCCUCUUCUACAAUUACAUCCCCCACACCUUCUCCUGUUCCUUCUUCCGCGUCUUUUACUGCUUCUUCGUCCACAUUCUUUUCAUCAUCGUCAUCAACAACUCCAUCACUUUCAUCCGCCCGGCAUACAUCGACAUCAUCAUCCAAAACAUCUUCGCUUAUCCUCAUCUCUCACCCCUCGAGUUUGAGUUCAAACAAUACAAGUUCAACGAGCAGUCUGGUAGCGACUGUAAACUCGAGCUCAUUUCUACAAGCUACACCAAAACCCAGUCCUACAACGCGUGUUUCGACUGUAGAUCCCACUGCUAGUGGUACCAACGGUACUUUCAGCAGUAGUGCUACCAACAUCGCUUCCAACGGUGCUUCCAACAGUAGUGCUUCGAAUUCGACAGACAACGGUUCCGAGUCUUUGAAUGCUGAAACAAGUGCUAUGAGAAAACAUCAACGUAUCAAAAUAGCUGCAGGAACUGCUGGUGGAAUCGUUGGUGCUGCUUUACUGGUCCUCUUGGUCCUUCUUCUUUUGCGCUGUCGCUCUCGUCGUCGCAAGAAACUCUCGUUCAUCCAACCGUUGCGUCGCAGCAGUGGUGGGACAUGGAUAGGCACGCCUCUCAACGAUGCAGAGUCUAUGGGUUCAGGCUCGAAUGAACAUUUGUGGGGUCGAAACCUCCAGGGUACCGGUGAUAGUAUGCGGUACGGCGACAAAGACAUACUUCCAAGCGACCCUCCACUUCCUACCGGCCAAAAUGACUGGGCGUUCUUCCAGCAAUCCUCUUCCAUUCCAUCACGACCUUCGCAAUUGCCACAGCCGCUGAUACCACCGCAGCCUUCCACAACAACAUACCGGCAGCGGUUUGACAUAUCACCUCCAAACUCAAGUAGCCCGUUUAUUUCAAGUUGGGGACAGGGCCCGUCGCAACCUCAGGGAAUACAAAUAGGGACACUGGUAGUGCCAGAAAUUGUCAUUAACUCGCCGUCCGAGAUUGAUGAUGGUGCCUUCAACGGAGGCCGGGCCAACGACCCUGUUUUCGACUCUCAUGUCGUUCCGAUCUCCCCGAUGGCAGUCGUUACACCAACGAAUACAACCUUCAAUGAUGGUGGAACUCCCACUCCACGUCAGGCUACAUUCAAUAACCCUUUCCGACGGGCAUCCGUACAGACUAGUUACUCACAAGGAUCAGAUUCGUCGAGGUACUCUGUGCCUUCGCCUUCGACGUAUUCCUCGUUAUACCAGCAAUUAAACACCCCUCCCGUCCCGCCGUUGCCAUCCAAUGAUCGUGCAGGUCCCCGUUGGAGUCCAGGCCCGACAGCUGUCAUGCCGUCACAGUUGGACAGUCGAACUAGUGUAGCUAGUGCUGGCGUUAGUCACCUUAGUAGUAGGUUCAGCGUGGGAUCUUCAAUGGAAUCUGUCAGGCGUGCAUGGUGAGCAGGCAUUAAGGACGGAGGAACUAUCGGCAUGUCGGUUGCAUCAAAAGCAUCGUUGACUGUACCAUUGGACAAAUUUCAACUGUUGGCUGUAGUACAGUUGGGGCGGUUCACCAUUAUUUAUUGACGCUGCAUGUAUGUACGUGGUAGAUGAUAACAUAUAUUAUGGGUGAGGUUGCACCUGUAAUUGUUCAAACAACUUGACUGACCUUUCGUUGGAUGCAAUGAACUCUGUCUUGGUAU
This is a messenger RNA of Somion occarium, 2511 nucleotides long. The record is from the annotation of a GenBank genome assembly. Lineage: Eukaryota; Fungi; Basidiomycota; Agaricomycetes; Polyporales; Cerrenaceae.